CACACACUCUCUUCUUAUUUUAUCUGUAUGGUUUCAACCGAUCCCGGAUGGCGAUAUUUAGAAGGAAGUUUUGUUUUUGCGAGUUUUUUAUCCAUUUUAGCCGACUUGACGAGCAAACCCGUUGAAAGAACACGGACACUUUUAUGUGUAUAUAUAAUAAUCACAAACUGCCUACAAUACAUCGAGGGAACAGAGGUAGGAGCUGUGGGAGAGAGUGAAACACCGCACUUUAUAGUAACCUGAACACCUUCCUGCUAAGCUAACAUUGACUAGCUUUUACGAGCUAGCCUCUGGUUUGUGUUGAGGGACUGAUCCAACCAAACGAAGCCAUGGGGAACCGGGGGAUGGAAGACCUGAUCCCCCUGAUCAACAAACUUCAAGACGCUUUCAGCACUAUUGGCCAAAGUUGUAAUUUGGACCUCCCUCAAAUCGCUGUGGUCGGCGGACAGAGUGCUGGGAAAAGCUCUGUCUUGGAAAAUUUCGUUGGCAGGGAUUUCCUCCCUCGCGGCUCUGGCAUUGUGACCCGCAGACCUCUCAUCCUACAGUUGGUCAACAACAAAGCAGAGUAUGCCGAGUUCCUGCAUUGCAAAAACAAGAAGUUUGUGGACUUUGAGGAGGUUCGGUCGGAGAUCGAAGCGGAGACCGAAAGGAUAACUGGCUCCAACAAGGGAAUCUCUCCCAUCCCCAUAAACCUUAGGGUUUAUUCCCCGAACGUCCUGAACCUGACCCUCAUCGACCUCCCGGGGAUGACCAAGGUUGCCGUCGGCGACCAGCCGGUGGACAUCGAGCACCAGAUCAGGGACAUGUUGAUGCAGUUCAUCACCAAGGAGAGCUGCCUGAUCCUGGCCGUGACCCCGGCCAACACCGACCUGGCCAACUCGGACGCCCUGAAGAUCGCCAAGGAGGUGGACCCCCAGGGUCUUCGCACCAUUGGCGUCAUCACCAAACUGGACCUGAUGGACGAGGGAACGGACGCAAAGGACAUCCUGGAGAACAAGCUCCUGCCCCUGCGACGAGGCUACAUCGGCGUGGUGAACCGCAGUCAGAAGGACAUCGACGGGAAGAAGGACAUCGGCGCCGCCAUGGCCGCCGAGAGGAAGUUCUUCCUGUCGCACCCGUCCUACAGACACAUAGCGGAGCGAAUGGGCACGCCUCACCUGCAGAAGGCCCUCAACCAGCAACUGACGAACCACAUCCGGGACACGUUGCCGGGACUUGCGCAGCAAGCUGCAGAGCAGUACCUCGGCCUGGAGAAGGAGGUGGCGGAGUACAAGAACUUCAGUCCAGAUGACCCCCAGCGCAAGACCAAGGCCCUGCUGCAGUUGGUGCAGCAGUUCGGGGUGGACUUUGAGAAGUGCAUCGAGGGCUCCGGCGACCAGGUGGACACCAACGAGCUGUCGGGCGGCGCUAAGAUCAACCGCAUCUUCCACGAGCGUUUCCCCUUCGAGCUGGUCAAGAUUGUGUUUGACGAGAAGGAGCUGAGGAGGGAGAUUAGCCACGCCAUCAAAAACGUCCACGGUGUCAGAACGGGCCUCUUCACCCCCGACAUGGCCUUCGAGGCCAUGGUCAAACAGCAGAUCCGCAAACUGAAAGCGCCCAGCCUCAAAUGUGUGGACCUGGUGGUGUCCGAGCUCACCGCGCUCGUCAUGAAGUGUGCCGCCAAGCUCAACUCCUACCCCCGACUUCGGGAGGAGACGGAGAGGAUCGUCACCACGUUCGUCAGGGAGAGAGAGGGCAAGACCAAGGAUCAGGUUCUGCUUCUGAUCGACAUUGAGCUGUCUUACAUCAACAAACAUGAAGACUUCAUAGGCUUUGCUAAUGCCCAGCAGAGGAACACAGCCACCAACAAGAAAAGGGCCAUUCCCAACCAGGGACAGGAAGUCCUGGUGAUCCGCAAGGGCUGGCUCACCCUCAACAUCAGCAUCAUGAAGGGAGGCUCCAAGGAGUACUGGUUCGUGCUGACCGCAGAGUCCCUCUCCUGGUACAAAGACGAGGAGGAGAAAGAAAAGAAAUACAUGCUCCCCUUGGACAACCUGAAGCUCCGAGACGUGGAGAAAGGCUUCAUGUCCGCCAAGCACGUCUUCGCCAUCUUCAACACAGAGAGCAGGAACGUGUAUAAGGACUUGCGGCAGAUCGAGCUGGCCUGUGAUUCCCAGGAAGACGUGGACAGCUGGAAAGCCUCCUUCCUCCGAGCGGGAGUUUAUCCUGAGAAGGACCAGGUGGAUAACGAGGAUUCGGCCCCUGCGGACACGUUCUCUAUGGACCCCCAGCUGGAGCGACAGGUGGAGACCAUCCGCAACCUGGUGGACUCAUACAUCGGCAUCAUCAACAAGUCCAUCCGGGACCUGAUGCCCAAGACCAUCAUGCAUAUCAUGAUCAAUAGUGCCAAGGACUUCAUCCACUCUGAGCUGCUGGCGUACCUCUACUCGGCCGGGAACCAGAGCAGCCUCAUGGAGGAGUCUGCGGACCAGGCCCAGCGGCGGGACGAGAUGCUGCGCAUGUACCAGGCCCUGAAGGAGGCGCUCAACAUCAUCGGGGACAUCAGCACCACCACCAUCUCCACCCCCGUGCCCCCGCCCGUCAACGACGGUGGGCGGGUGGGCGAGUCCAGCUCCAACCACAGGGCCGCCGCCGCACCGUCUGGCCCCGUCCGCCCGCCCACCGUCAGGGGCGCCACGCCGGGACCCCCCCUCAACCCCUCCCCGGCCUUCGGGGUCCCGCUCAACCCCUCUCCUGCGUUCGGGGCGCCCCCCAUCCCCUCCCGGCCGGGCCCGCCCAUGAACGCCUUCGGCUCCGGCCCGGACCCCUUCAGCGCCCCGCCGCAGAUCCCCUCCAGGCCGGCCCGCGUGCCCCCUGGUGUGCCCAGCCGAAGACCCCCCGGUGCUCCUUCUCAUCGGCCCACCAUUAUCCGCCCCGCCGAACCCUCCCUGUUAGACUAGUCCUGUGGCCAGGCAACCCGUUUGUCAGUGUUCAGUGCGUGUGUGUGUGUGUGUGUGUGUGUGUGUGUACAUGCAUGCUAGGCCCGAGAGAGGGGGGAGGGCAGAGUGAUGUGGUUUCCCUGAUAUCUGUGCAGUUGUAUGCAUCGUCCAUAACUUGGUCAAAACCUAGUCUAUCCCAAUGCAAUGUUAAUAAGCUGCCAACGUUGUCGCUGUUAACCCUCCAUCGCCACCACUAGGUGGCAGCAUAACCUUUCUAUCGAGCUGCUCAGGCUGUUGGCUGCGGCUGCUGUGCUUUUGAAACGCAUGGCGUUGUAAAGUAAUUAUAAUAAUGACUAAAGUGACACGCAUGUUUCUUCUUAGAGGGACCUUAACAGCAGCUUAUUAAUGAACUUGUGUAUGGCAUAGGCUGGAUUUCCUCUCCCCUCUCCUCUGAACCUUUGAAGACCCUGAGACCCAACUCUAGACCUCUGUGAUUUAAACAGGCUGAUCCUCUCGUUGAUGUCUUUUUUUUUUUUUCUGGAUUUUCGUUUUUUCGAACUGAUGGGAAGAAACUAUUAGGUUAUUAUCAUUGUUAUUAUGGUGUUGAUGUUGAUCACGUGUUUUCCUUGUGAUAUUUAUUGCCCCUCUCCCCCCCUUUUUUUUUUGCCCCCCGUAAUAUUGCUUUAAGAAUCAAUUAAUAAUAACAGGACGAGAGAAGAGGAGUUGGGUAUGGCGGAAGCUUGAGGCCAAUAGCAGCCUGGGUGAUGGGCUAACGUUUGACACUUUAGCCACACACACACAGAAACACACACACACACACGCACGCACGCACGCACGCGCGCGCGUUCCGUGUGUAACUUUGAUCCACUGAUGUCGUCUCCGUUGACCACUUUAAUCCAAGCACUUGACCGUUCAGCCUUACAAACUGCAGCCAGGCUCAGACCUCUUACCGUAAUACUAUGCAUUUAGCAAAGGCAGUAGAUUGGGGAGGAGAACAGGGAACUCCAAGCCUGGAGCAUGAAUCCCACCAUGAGUCUGGUGGGAGUGCUUUGGCCCUUAUUCGGUGGACCUGACCCUCGUUCAAUGUCCCCCGAGGAACGUAGGGCCGUUUCUCCGCUCGUUGGGCCCGUGUAUAGGGGGCGGGAUGUCGCGUUUGGGCAGCGUCUAAGACACAGAGCCCAGCCGUUUCUUCGUGGGCUUUCUGUCGCACUAGCACUGCGCUGCGGAUUCCAGUGACAUCUAUAACAUGUUGUAGAUAAUCUGCCUGUGUGGAAGCACCAAGUACCCCCCCCCCCUGCAGCCCUUCUCCCGACCACACACGCGUGCUGUGGAUAUGAAUGCAAACGCCCCCCCCGCCUUUUAUACAGACGAACGUCGUACUAACGGAAGCACUAACAGACUUUUUAAUGUAGUGAAGGUAGAUUUGGGUCAUCUUGCCGUCGCGUUAUUUAUAACCUGGAAUUGUAUCGUUUUCCUCUGUCGUGUUGAUUGAAUCUCCAUAUAACUUUUGUUUUUGCUCAAAUCCCCCCGUUCCCCUCCUCAUCCCCAACCUCCCCUGCGUGUAAACAACGCGGCUCAUUUCAAGGGGAGGGGGGUGUAUCACAGGGUGGGACGAACCUGCUGUAUUAUGGGAUGGUAGACAGGGUUGCGCAGUGUCCUCCACAGUGGGGAUUCUCUUUUUUUGAUUUGAUAUGUGGGGGUAUUUCGAUGGUCCUAAUUAUUUUUCCAUAGCUGGUUUACUAACCGAGGGGGUUGACCAGUCAGGGUGUUGCUUUGACCCUUGGGCUACUUUUACUGUUUCCUGUGUUUUUUGAUUGGACCAGUCAUUGUAGGGGUUGACGACGUGGUGGUGGAGGAGUUUGGGAGGUUUGGCGGAGUGAAUCCACAUCCUGUCUGGUGCGUCUUGUCUGGCAAAAGAUGCUACCUCUGUCUUGGUUCUUCCCCAAGAGAAAGCACCCAGUGUAUAUAAAUGUAUAUUAAAUCCAAUCUGGCAACGUGACAAAACAAAAGAGGAAACAACCCACAUGCGCACACCUCUCGCAUUAAUAUCGGCCCAGCAUUCAGGCAGGAUGAGUAUUCUCCGACCACUUCCUGCUAGUGAGUCAGUUGAUGGAGUGAGGUACAGUUCUCACCGCAGGACUUCAACAAACGGGAGGUUUCCAGUAAUCUCCACGGUCCCUCCCACCUUCUCCCCCCACCCUCUCUGUGUCUGGUGAAGGGUUCAAAAAUGAAAAAUCAACCAUACACUUAUCUUUUAUUUUAUACUCUUUUUGUUUUGCAAAUCCUUGUCAAGUGCCUGUAGCAAUUAAUGGAUUUGAAUAAACAAAUUGAACCACUUUUGGAAUGAAAUCAAUAAAGAGGUGACGUGUACAAUAAAGGGUGCGUCUCUGGUG
Gadus morhua (Atlantic cod) is the source of this 5311-nucleotide messenger RNA. RefSeq names its product dynamin 2a (gene dnm2a). Gene Ontology annotation, molecular function: GTP binding; microtubule binding; GTPase activity. Gene Ontology annotation, biological process: receptor internalization; synaptic vesicle budding from presynaptic endocytic zone membrane. Gene Ontology annotation, cellular component: microtubule; cytoplasm; plasma membrane. NCBI's taxonomy places the organism in Eukaryota, Metazoa, Chordata, Actinopteri, Gadiformes, Gadidae. The record is from RefSeq and is a predicted model, not a curated record.